Messenger RNA from Pelobates fuscus (common spadefoot toad), 1842 nucleotides. RefSeq names its product pyridine nucleotide-disulphide oxidoreductase domain 2 (gene PYROXD2). The record is from RefSeq and is a predicted model, not a curated record. Gene Ontology annotation, molecular function: oxidoreductase activity. The coding region runs from base 63 to 1796 and encodes 577 amino acids. NCBI's taxonomy places the organism in Eukaryota, Metazoa, Chordata, Amphibia, Anura, Pelobatidae. The transcript has 16 exons.
CUCUGGUAACAAAAUCACAGCGUUGGCUUUGCAGCUAGUUGUUAGUCUGUCGACGUUGCAGAAUGAAAGGUCGUAUCAUGCACUGCUGUAUAAACUAUCAAUGGAUUAGCAAAAGGGCUUAUUCAAAAUUACCAAGGCAGCUAAAAUUGAAAUAUGAUGCUGUUAUCGUAGGAGGAGGACACAACGGCUUGGUGGCGGCAGCCUAUCUGCAGAGAUCUGGGGUGAAGACUGUGGUCCUUGAAAGACGACAUUUGAUCGGCGGAGCUGCGGUUACCGAAGAGAUUAUUCCAGGCUUUAAGUUCUCUAGAGCAUCUUACUUGCUCAGUUUGUUGAGGCCUCAGAUUUACAAUGACCUUGAUCUUAAGAAACAUGGCUUGAAGGUGUAUUAUCGAAACCCUCAUUCAUUCACCCCGAUACUGGAAGAUAAUGGACAGCGACCGCGCUCCCUUGUUCUGGGAUUAGAUAUGGCCGAAAACCAGAGGCAAAUAGCUCAAUUUUCUGAGAAAGAUGCAAAGGCAUACCCAGAAUAUGAAGAAUUUAUGAACCGCCUAGUUGAUGCUAUAGACCCACUUUUGGAUGCUGCCCCUGUGGACACAACAUCCAUAGCACAAGGGACACUUUUUCAAAGACUGAAGUCAUUACAAUCUCUCCGACCCAUAGUUAAAGCAGGAAUUACACUGGGGAGUCAAAUUCCUAAAUAUUAUGAGGUCCUUACAGCUCCAAUAUCCAAGGUUCUGGAUCAGUGGUUUGAGUCCGAACCGUUGAAAUGCACCCUGGCUACAGAUGCUGUCAUUGGCGCAAUGGCCAGUCCGGCUACACCUGGAAGUGGUUAUGUCUUGCUGCAUCACGUCAUGGGAGAACUGGAAGGGAGGAAAGGCUCAUGGGGCUAUGUAGAAGGAGGAAUGGGAAUGGUUUCGAAUGCCAUUGCUAAAUCGGCAGUGGCGGCAGGUGCUGAAAUUUACACAGAUAUGUUGGUUGAGCAGAUCCUGGUGGACAGUAGUGGGAAGGCUACAGGCGUAGUCCUAGAGGAUGGAACAGAAGUGCUGAGCAAGAUGGUUUUGUCUAACGCAACUCCACAUCAUACGUACUUAAAAUUAACUCCGAGGGAAAAAUUGCCAGAGGAUUUUCUUACAAGGAUUUCACAGUUUGAUGCCAAAUCUCCAGUUACUAAAAUAAAUGUGGCUGUGGAUCGGCUACCAAACUUCCUGUCUAUACCAAACGCAUCUGAUGGCAAACCCCUACCACAUCACCAGUGCUCCAUCCAUCUAAACAGCGAGAGAAUGCAACUCCUUAAUGAGGCUUUUGAAGAUGCGUGUAGGGGAGUACCUUCUUCCAGGCCUAUGAUUGAACUCUGCAUUCCUUCAGCGUUGGACCCCACAAUAGCGCCGCCUGGUUGCCAUGUCAUUUCACUCUUCACUCAAUACACUCCUUACAAUCUCUGUGACGGACGGCAGUGGAAUGAGAAGGAGAAAAAUCUAUAUGCUGACACAGUGUUUGACUGGAUAGAAAAAUAUGCCCCUGGUUUUAAGUCUUCCGUGAUAGGCAGAGAUAUCCUCACUCCACCGGAUCUAGAAAGAAUAUUCGGGCUCUCUGGGGGCAAUAUUUUUCAUGGAAGUAUGUCAUUGGAUCAGUUGUACUUUGGAAGACCCAUACCACACUUUUCUAAUUAUAGUUCACCAAUCAGAGGCCUUUAUUUGUGCGGCAGUGGAGCACAUCCAGGAGGCGGUGUGAUGGGAGCAGCGGGGCGCAACGCUGCUUUGGUUGCAGUGCAAAACCUUAAGCGUUCUGUUUGCUAAGCCUGGAUUAGUGUUUCAGCCAGCAGGAUCUGAUAAUUGAUGUUGU